Molecule: messenger RNA, 3243 nt
Organism: Closterium sp. NIES-65
Lineage: Eukaryota; Viridiplantae; Streptophyta; Zygnematophyceae; Desmidiales; Closteriaceae
Source: the annotation of a GenBank genome assembly
AUGCUGAGAGGAGGCGAGCAGGCUGGGCAAGCGUAUACUGGGGAUGCUAUUAUAAGGGAUCCUGUUACUGGGGAUGCUCAUAGCGCGGAUGUGGAACAGAAGGCGCUGUCAGAGCUGCAGAGACUGGGGAAGCUGGACGACGAUGGGCUGGGAGGCGGGGAAGGUGACAGUAACGAGGGGAAGGCAGCUGAUACAGACCCGCUUGAGGAUGCGGAUUUAGAGGAUGAUGUGGCUGUAGCGGGGGGUGGCAAAAACGGAGGGGGGGGAGGAGGAGUGAGAGCAGGCGGGGUGACGGAAGCAGGGGGAGAGCAGUUGCAGAGUGAGCAGAGGAAGGAGGUAUCGGUGGCUGAGCAACGAGCGGCAGAGAAACAGACGCAGGGACAGGGGCAGGGGCAGAGGCAGGGGCAGGGGGUGUUGUUGAGAGGGCAGGAUGAGACGGAGAGGAGGAGAGAGUCGAUCAAGCAGGGGAUGCUGCAUGCGUGGAGAGGGUACAAGAAGUACGCGUGGGGGUCUGAUGAGCUCCAGCCACACAGUAAGGCCCCGCCCAACAACUUUGGAGGCAUGGGGUUGAUUCGUUUUCCACCUGCUCAUUCCCUCUCCUCACGCCGUUCGUCUUGCUCCCCACCCUCCAUCCACUCUCCACCCACCCUUCACACCUGCCAGCCGCGCAGUAAGACCCCGUCGAACAACUUUGGAGGCAUGGGAGCAACGAUUGUUGACUCGCUGGACACGCUCUUCCUCAUGAGACUGAAAUAUUUGCUCGUAUUCCACUCGUCUUGCUCCCAUCUCCCCUCCACGCUCCACCCGUCCUUCCCCCACCCACCUGCCUCGCAUAAGACCCCGUCCAAUAACUUCGGAGGCAUGGGGGCGACGAUCGUGGACUCACUGGACACUCUGUUUCUCAUGGGACUGAAGGACGAGUUCAGAGAUGCGCAAAAGUACGUUCACGGGCCAGCCAUAUACUGGCUCUUGCAGGGCAAAUUGGCGGUGCUGGCGGGCGAGGCGACCAUCGUUGACUCGCUGGACUCGCUCUUCCUCAUGGGGCUCAAGGACGAGUUUCAGAGACGCGCAAAAUGCUGGAAGCAAGCAACGAUCGUUGACUCGCUGGACAUGCUCCUCCUCAUGGGGCUCAAGGACGAGUUCAGAGACGCUCAGAAGUGGGUGGGCGAGUCCCUCAAUUUCAACCGGCACUCCAGCGUCAGCGUCUUUGAAACAACCAUCCGCCUCGUCCACUCCCCCUUAUCUCCUGUAUUUCUUCCCACCGUUUCCCUUUUCUUUUCUUUUUUUCCAGCAGCAUACGACCUUUCUCGCUGCCCUUUCCGGCUUUCCUCGUUUUCCUUCUUUGUCAUUUCCCCCAUCCCUCCUGCGACCACUUCUCCCCUGUCCCCCCGAUCCUCACAGUUUGCUGGGCGGGCUGCCAGCAGCGCACGACCUGUCACAGGGAAAAGAAAGGUCUUCUUGGAGAAGGCGAGGGAGCUGGGGGACCACUUUUCACCCGACUCACUGUUGCUGUUCCCCCAAUCCCGACAGGAUUCUGGGCGGGCUGCUAGCAGCGUACGACCUGUCAGGGGAAAAGAAAAGGCCUUCUUGGACAAGCCGAGGGAGCUGGGGGACCAGUCUAACUCUCCGUCCCUUCUGGCCCACUUCCGUCUCCCCGCUUCCCCGCAUCCCCUGCAGAAUCCUGGAAUGCUGGGCGGGCUGCUAGCAGCGUACGACCUGUCCGGCGAGAAAGUAUUCUUGGAGAAGGCCAGGGAGCUGGGAGACCGACUCCUGCCCGCAUUCAACACCCCUACUGGCAUCCCAUUUGCCUAUGUCGAUCUGGCCUCUGGAGGAGGGAACGCGCCUGGCUGGACCGGGGUAAGCUGCUUCCCGUCCUUCAUGUCUUCCUUGCUUGCAUUCUUCGGAGAUCGGCUGCUACCAGCAUUCAACACCCCCACUGGGAUUCCCUUUGCCUAUGUCGAUCUGGCCUCUGGAGGAGGGAACGCGCCUGGCUGGACUGGGGGAUCGGCAGUGCUGGCGGAUCUCGGCACGCUCCAGCUGGAGUUUGUGACUCUCUCUCAGCGGACAGGCGACCCCAAAUACGCAAUCAAGGCGGAGAAUGUGAUUCGGCAGACUGAGAAAUCUUCCCAGAAGACGGUCUCGUUCCCAUGUUGCUGCUCCUCCUCUCUCCCUAUUGCAAACCCCCGUUCCCUUCCCUCCCUCACUCCCCUCCACAGGCUGAGAAUGCAGAUCGAAAAGAUUUUCCCGGAGGAUGGCCUGGUGCCCAUGUUCAUCAGUAUUGACAGUGGAGAGCCCACGAGCAGUCACAUCACCUUCGGGUCCAUGGGCGACAGCAUCGACAGCGGGGAGCCCACCAGUAGCCACAUCACCUUCGGAUCCAUGGGCGACAGGCUAGAGCACCUGUCUGCCACGGUCUGGUGCCCCUGUUCAUCACCAUUGACAGCGGGGAGCCCACCAGCAGCCACAUCACGUUCGGGUCCAUGGGAGACAGUAUUGACAGCAGGGAGCCCACCAGCAGCCACAUCACGUUUGGGUCCAUGGGGGACAGGUGAGCCCUCUUCCCUGCCCUCUUCCGUGCCCUCUUCCCUGCCCUCUUCCUGCCCUCUUCCCUGCCCUCUUCCCUGCCUUCUUUCCCUGCCCUCUUCCUGCCCUCUCCCUGCCCUCUUCCCUGCCCUCUUCCCUGCCCUCUUCCCUGCCCUCUUCCCUGCCCUCUUCCCUGCCCUCUUCCCUGCCCUCUUCCGUGCCCUCUUCCGUGCCCUCUUCCCUGCCCUCCCUGCCCUCUUCGCCCUCUUCCCUGCCUCUUCCCUGCCCUCUUCCCUGCCCUCUUCCCUGCCCUCUUCCCUGCCCUCUUCCCUGCCCUCUUCCUGCCCUCUUCCUGCCCUCUUCCCUGCCCUCUUCCCUGCCCUCUUCCCUGCCCUCUUCCCUGCCCUCUUUCCUGCACUCUUCCCUGCCCUCUUCCCUGCCCUCUUCCCUGCCCUCUCCCACUUCUACGAGUAUCUGAUCAAGUUCUUCUACGAGUAUCUGAUCAAGUUGUGGGUGCACGGAGGCAAGACUGAGUCCCUUGUCCCCUCCUUGUCCAUUCUUCCCCACCCUUCUUUCCUCUUCUCUCUCAUCAUCAGCUUCUACGAGUAUCUGAUCAAGUUGUGGGUGCACGGAGGCAAGACUGAGUCCCUUGUCCCCUCCUUGUCCAUUCUUCCCCACCCUUCUUUCCUCUUCUCUCUCAUCAGUUCUACGAGUAUCUGA